GUGAGUGAGAGUGCACAAGCAAGAGGAGAGAAACGGAGAGGAGUGGUGGUCGAAAUCACAACCCUAAAGGAGGAAUAAUGUCUGACAAGCCAGCGGCACGAACGUCCACGCAAGCCGGGCGACAGGUUUGACGCGCGCGUCCCCUUUCAACUUUGGAUAAGUCGGCAAGAAAGCUGGAGAGCAAGUGAAUGUCCUGACAAGUUGAUGUAGAGGAAAGGAAGACUCACUAUUUUUAAAUGUGAGCUUUGGUGGGGGGGGGGCGUGGAUGGCAGAGAAGCAGCAGGCAACACGCUGGUCCUUGGCUGCAGUUGCAGCGAAGAGAUGUGCGCGAUGGAAGAGCGUCGCUGCGCGUAGACACGGAUCCUUUUGGCGACCGUCAGCCGUUUUUAACCUUUAAUUUUUUUUGUUUUAUUUUUUUCCACAUUUAGUAUUUUUACUACAGACACAUAAGACCAAAGGAAGGACGCAAGCUCUGCUAACGGAUAAAGUCAGUUUUUCGGAUCUGGUGAUUUAAGGAAGCUGGUUGCGCACAGAAAAGCCAGUCUCUUCAAAAACACGUGGGACCUUCAAAGCUGUUUCAAAUGAAGUUAAAUGAGUCUCCCUUCAUUUAUUAAUGAUUGGCUUAAAGACGGGCAAAGUCUAAACUCGGUUUGAACAUUUUAGUUCUCAGAUUUGAACCUUUUCCAUGGAGAAUCCCGGCAUUCUUUAAUGCCAUCUUUAUGGCACUGGCAUAGCACUGGCAGCCUUAUAAUGCGCCUGAAAUUCCGAAUGUGAAGCAGAAAGAGAAAUCAGUUUCCUCUCAAUCCUUCGAAAUGACAAGCACCGGACCUGUCAUUGUCUACGAGUGGCUCAAGACGCUCCAACUCCCCCAGUAUGUCGAGGCUUUCGUGGAUAAUGGAUAUGACGACCUGGAGGUCUGCAAACAAAUUGGAGACCCGGAUCUGGAUGCCAUCGGCGUGUACAUCCCACACCACAGACAGAGCAUCCACGAGGCGGUGAGAAGGCUGAAGGAAGACGCCAAGGAGACGUCCAGCGGGCUCUAUUUCACCCUGGAGCCCAUGUCACCUGCAGCCGACAUCUAUGCUGGUCAGCUGGUAGAGUACGAGUCUAAAAUGAGGGGGUCCAGGUCCUGGACUGAGCCCAACAGUGAGCGGUUUGGGCGCAAUGGUGGGUACGUGGGCGCGCAGAGGAACCUGACGCUGGGCAACAGGAGAGAACAAGUGAUUUACCCCAAACUGAAGCUGAAGAUCAUGAUCAGGGAUAAACUCAUCAAAGAUGGGAUCAACCUGGCUAAGCUGCCCUACUCUAAUAAGGAUGGUUCUCUGGGCAACAUAGAUGACCUUGCUCAGGAGUACUCAGAGUACUACAACACCUGCUUCAGUGACGUGAGCGACCGCAUGGAGGAGCUUCGGAAGCGCAGAGUCUCCCAGGAGCUCGACAUGGAGAAACAGGACCACAACAGUACCUCUCUGCAGCUCCGAAAUGAAAUCCAGGAAUCCUUAGGCUUCAGCAGCGAGGUGUCCACUCCUGAAACAGACAGGAAAAUGCCUUUGCACAAAUCCAGCUCUGAAGACGGAUCUGGAGGCAAAUGGGACAAUAAGAAGAAAAAUAAAUCCUUCUGGCAGAACUUCCGCAAAUCUCAGCACAAACCCGUGGCUCGACAGACAUCCAAAGGAGAGGAUAUUGGCUACGUGGCCAGUGAGAUCACCAUGAGCGAUGAGGAGCGAAUCCAGCUGAUGAUGAUGGUGAAGGAGAAGAUGAUCACUGUAGAAGAAGCUCUGGCUAGGCUGAAGGAGUAUGAGCGCAACAAACAGUCCAGCAGUACUGACACUGCAGAGUGGACUGAAGGAUCCACAUCCAAUCUAAACCAGUCCUCAAACUACGACCAGUCUCGUGAGCAGUCGGACGAUGAGCAAUCAGAGGACUCUGUGAAGUUCAAACGGCUUCACAAAUUGGUUAAUUCGACACGUCGAGUUAGGAAAAAACUCAUCAAGGUGGAGGAGGGCAAGAAACAUGCCCCUGAAGAUUUUCUGAAUCUGGAGUUGCCCCUAACCUGUGACGACAGCACCGCUCUGUACACGGGGGUGCUGAAGAAGCCCAUCUUGCACCAGGAGGCUUCUCUGCCGUCGCUCGCUCACGAUCAGCUCUCCCUGGAUGGAGACGCAGACAGCUUGACCACCUCCCCUUCCUCCAGCAGCUUGGACACCUGGUCUGGGCACAAGCUGGUCAAAACAUUCAGCAAGUCUUCCAGCACCCACGGUCUCAUCCGGCCCCCCAGGAGGACCCCUGCUGUCUCCAGCGCACUUGGAGGCUCUGUGUCCGGCGUCACGGGCAGCGGCUCCUCCUUCUCGGAGCUCGAUGCAUGCGAAUUGGACGAUGAGGGGAAGCUGUCGCGUUCCUCAACAGAUGGCGAGAUGAGAAAGGCCCUGAGCUCCAUCUCCCACGGGAGAACAUGCAGCUUCGGGGGCUUUGACCUGUCCAACCGUUCUCUGCAUGUGGUCAACGCAGGCUCCGAGGCCAACAAUAAAGAGCAGGAAGCAAUAUACAGAGAAGUGGUCAAAUCACCCACCACGUCUCGCAUCUCGCUGGGCAAGAAAGUCAAGUCGGUGAAAGAGACGAUGAGGAAGCGCAUGUCAAAGAAGUACAGCAGCUCCCUGUCUGAGCAGUCCACUCAGGAUGGAGCCCCCGGCUCUCCACAGUCCCCUUUGCCUGACAUGGACUCUCUGGAAAAACCCAAGCUGAAGGCUGGAGGCUCCGUGGAGAGCCUGCGCAGUUCACUGAGUGGACAGAGUUCAAUGAGUGGUCAGACAGUGAGCACCACUGACUCCUCAGCCAGCAACAGGGAGAGUGUGAAGUCAGAAGACGGAGAUGAUGAAGAGCCCCCCUACCGAGGACCGUUCUGUGGGCGCGCCCGAGUCCACACAGACUUCACCCCCAGCCCGUACGACAGCGACUCCCUUAAACUAAAGCGAGGUGAUGUGAUCGACAUCAUCAGUAAGCCACCAAUGGGAACAUGGAUGGGCCUUCUCAACAACAAAGUGGGAACCUUCAAGUUCAUUUACGUUGAUGUGCUGAGCGAAGAAGAGGAGAAGCCCAAACGGCCCGUGAGGAGGAGGAGGAAGGGCCGACCACCCAAGCCCACGUCUGUGGAGGAGCUGCUGGAGCGCAUCAACCUUAAGGAGCACAUGCCCACUUUCUUGUUCAACGGCUACGAGGACCUGGACACCUUCAAGCUGCUGGAAGAGGAGGACUUGGAGGAGCUGAAUAUCAAAGAUCCCCAGCACAGAGCCAUGCUGCUCACCGCCGUUGAGCUUCUGCAGGAAUACGACAGCAGCAGCGAUCCAGAGCGCAGUGGCCUAACCGGGUCCCAGGAGAAGCUGUUGUCGGAGGGUCGAGGCCUGGUGGGAGACUCUCCACGGGACUCCGGCUGCUAUGAGAGCAAUGAGAAUCUGGAGAAUGGUAAAAACAAGAAGGCCUCCCGCUCCGGCCGUUCUUCCACUGGACUUCAGUCUCCAAACUACCCAACUCUGCCCAUUACCAUUUCAACAGAGACUCUCCAGCAGAAUGGCAAAAACCAACGGCCCAAGUUCCCUAAAAGCUUCUUUAUCAAACCCUCCCUGAAAGGCUUCAACUUGCUGGGGCUGCGCAAAGCCCAAAGACAGCGGCCGAUCCCGGCCAGUCGCAGCUGUGAGGACCUUGAUGGUCCUAUACAGCAGACUGGGACCUGGAAGCGUUCCCACUCUUUGGGAGAUCUGCAUUUGGAGGAUUCCUGUAAACCAAAAGGUGAUCUCAGUCUGAUGCUUAAAUCUGACAAGGAAGGGACUAAAUCAGGCAACAACAGUCCCAUCAAGGACUGCAGGGAGGGGAGUUCCCCAAGCCAAAGUGGGACUCCAACAUUGAGUCCAAAGGGAAAAGCACACCGACCUUCCAUACCCUCUCAACUACAGCUGCGCUCCCCUUGCUCGGAAGCCUCAAGCCCUCCAGAGCCUCUCCUAAGUUCAGCUGCCAGUCCGCCUGAUUCCAGCAUAAGUGGGGAGCGAAUCAUCAGGACUCAUCCCAAAAAGCCCCCCAUCCCACCCCCUGUUCCUGCCAAAAAAUCAAAAGAAAGACUUGCAAACGGCCUGCGUCACCCACCUCUCUCCCUGCCCUCCACGCCGUCCCCCACCGCCUCGCCCACCCACUUCCUUAACCGUUCACAACCCAGCAGCCCCAUCAUCCGCAGCCCCAGCCCCAUUCUCACUGCCCCUCCUCUGCCCGCCAAGACCCCGAGCACACCGGCCAGUCCACGUGCGGCCCCAUCCUCGGCAUCCAUGCCAGAAGAGCCGGGCUCUCCUCCAGCAGUGCAGCCUCCGUGGGUCUCAGAUCUUGGUGGUAAAAUGGCGAUCACGAGGAAGGCUUCCCAUUCCAAGAUGAGUCCUGACCUGCUGACGCUCCUGGAGCAGCGACUGCAGACGGAGGGCAUCGACCUUACUGAAGAUCCUUACUCUGACAAGCACGGCAGAUGCGGCAUCCCCCAAUUGCUGGUACAGCGCUACUCUGAGGACCUGGAGCAGCCUGUCAAAGAUGUGGCCCCCCUGCUGGACCAGCUCAGAGUCAAAGAGCUCAGAAAACAGCAUCGCAUGGCGAUCCCCUCCGGAGGUUUGACAGAGAUGUGCCGGAAGCCCGCGUCUUUGGGAAACAUCAGCACGGUCUCCGAUUGGCUCAUCUCCAUCGGUCUGCCCAUGUAUGCUUCAUCUCUGUCGGCGGCAGGCGUCAACACGUUGAGCAGGGCGGCCUUGUUAACUGAGAGCAGUGUGAAGGAGGCUGGCGUGCGGGACGAAAGACACGCACGCCGUCUGGUCAGUGAGGCUCGACUGAUACAUGCACACAGGGAGGUGCGCUCUUAAAAAGUGGUGGAAUCAUCUCUCUAGUCUGUUUCACCCAAACAGUUGAUGGUCGCAUGUGUGAGCACAGGACCACAAGAAAAUGAUCACAAGCUGUUUGGCUCCGUGACUUUUUGUCCACCUGACUUUUUCUACAUGUUUACGGCAUUGAGGAGUUUCUCCCAACAGCCACAAAAGUAUCAAGAUGCCUUUAAAAAAAAGAAAAAAUGAAGACACUCUCUCAAUGGGACAGCUUCUGCUCUGAAGAUGCUCCAAACGUCUUAGAUCUGCUUUCAAGAAAGAUAGCACACUCUUUUGUAGGACGGAUGUGUUUUGUUUUUUUAAUCCAGAAAGAGGUUGUAUACCUUCCAGGCAGCACAAGAGCGGCGUUUGUUUUUUUUUGUCUCUUGAGAAAAGCAACUGGACUUCUAAUCAACGUUUGAUGGACUUUUUAUCACCAAACAACAAAUACCAGGUGAUUUUGAGGGCGCUUUAUUUUGUAUCUGUAAUAUAGCUGAAAGCACAUUUUUAAUUUUCAACUGAUCUACAUGAUGAGGUCUGUCUGGAAGCAAACUCACCUUUUUAUAUUUCCCAUUUGACUGUAUUUGACAGAAUAUCGCACGGCUCGCUCUGAUACACCGAAAUGUUUUCCUUCUGAUGUAACCACAAUCAGCUGUUACUGAACCUUUACAUUCCCCGGACAAACAAAGGACAUUUGAGAUGCCUUAGCGUUUAGGAAGAAAAGCUACAAGAAAAGGGUGUCGUUUGGAGUUCCGAUGGAAAGAAAAGUCCCUUUAUUUAAUUGUUUUUGAGAUUUAAGUUGAUCAUUUCAGUUUCUAUAGUCACUGCGGCUCAUUUUAGUGAAGCCCACAAGUAAAAUCGAAGACAGUGGAAACAAAAUAAUUCUUCAAAGACAUUUAAAUGCUCAUUUCUGACUUUAUUUUUUUUUUUUGAAGACACCCACCAAUAAAAAUCCUGUUUUUGGUCAUUUGAACACGUUCUUGUGGCUUUUUUGAGAUGAUGGAGGACAUACAUGAAGAAAAUCAAGCUUUAAAUUUAAUUUUUUAACUCCUGCCACACUGCAGAAACUGUCCUAGAAAAACAUCUGUUUUUUUUAAAUUUUGCUAAAGUCAAUAAAUAAUGCUACGGUCACAUAUACAACUGCCACCGUGCGAUUGGGAGGCAUCGACAGAAUCUUUAAGGUUAGCUUCCGCCGCCUGAUGGAGUCUGAGGCAGUCAGUCAGGCGGGGAUGAUGUCUAUACAAAAUUUGGCGGCCUCAGGGCGGUGGCAGCCGGAUUGCUGUCAUUCUGGACAAUGUGUAAAUGUCUUCAGAUGAUGGCCAUCCAUAGCAAGUGCCGCCAGCUUCCCUGUAGCCAGGGGUGUAUAAAAAGCGAGCCAUUCUGUACCACUGGUCAUUCACACCUCCGAUUUUGAGCAGACAUUAUUAUAAUCUUGUCAAUUUACACAUUUGUUAGACAAUGUGCCUUUUUUACCAAGCAUUAUUUCCAACUCAUCAAUAUGCAGGUCUCUGAGUCGCCUUGAUGAGUUUUGUGCAGUUUCCCCAUUUGGACCCAUUGUGGACCGGUCAUCGCCAGUGCCCUCGCCGUAUGAUUUCUAACAAUUGGACGGAGGCAGUGGGACGGCAGCAGGGGGGCUGAGGGGUGGCAGUCUGAAUUCGGCCGAUCAUUAGACGAUUUGGGAAAACUUGGAGACCCUCCAUCAUGUGACCUCCAAAUGUGCCUAGGCAGCCACUGCCCAAUGUAAAAAUCGUCUGGUCGCCUUUUCAUUUGAACUUUUUCUUAUAACUUCGGCUGCCACCACGGAGCAUGUAAUAAUGCCACUGCUGCCUCCCGAUUACAAAUGCCACGCUCAGCCACCUGUCGAUUUUGCUGAAUGAUCUACAUUUAAGCCGCCAUGUGGUGGCAUUUUGGCAUAUGUGACCAUAGUUUAUUAUCAUUUCUGGUAGAUAGUUCUAAAUAAUAAGCUAUUUGAAAGCAUUUUUUAGGCUUCCAAAAUAAUUCUGUUACAAAUUGGACAGAAAGAAACUGUUAAAAGCAAACAGACACAUUUGUAUAAAGUUGAUGUCCUUGUAAAGCAACAAAUCUUGAAUUUCAGGGAAACGUUGACCUUACAGAAACUACAAGAAUGAUCAGUAACUGGAAUCUGGGCUUGUUUUUUUUCUUUUAUUUUGAUUUGAUCUUCCUCACCCAGAUUUGAUGAGUUUCUGAUUCUCUUUCUUUUAUGUUUCAAAUUUGAUUGUUUGUACUAAAAUGUUAUUGUGUUGUUGUUGUUUUUUUGCAGUGGACACUUGAUUUAUAGAUUUGAUGCCUUUUCUCUUCAAUCAAAGUGGUGCUUUGAAAACAUAGAAACUUGGGUUCUCAUUUAACAAUUAACCCAAUGAGUGUUCUGGGAAGAAUGAAAAUACUGACACUGUAAAUGCACUUUAGACGGUGAAUCUAGCAGGUUUAUCGGGAAAAUUGGCAAAAAGUUCUAGAAAUUUUGCAUUUUAUAUUAGACGGUAAAAAGGUUUUGAUAGGUUUCCUUUCAGAUUUUACUUCCAAAUUCAAUGUUUAACGACCAUGAGUUAAUCUCCACUUCCAGUGUUUUUUGCAGCCCUUAAAAGCAAACUUUUAAUUACAUAUAUGGAAUGUUUAACUAUUGUUGCACAUUAUAUAUAUGUAAUUGAUAUUUAAAUAACUUAUUUUUGCCUUUUUUUUUUGCAUAUCAACUGUAAUUAGCUGUACUAUAAUAGCAAUACCUUCCUGCAUAUUGCUUUAGUCAGUAAGGAAUUACAGUAUGUAUUGUAAGAUAUGUGUACAAAUUAUUUUAUUUGGUUUUCAUCUACCUAAUGAUUGUCCAUACAGAUUUACUUGCGUAUUGAAACAAAGAUAAUGUUCAUAAAGAAUUGUCAUUCUGAAAAAUAAUAAAAAACUGUUUGUUGACAGAAA
This is a messenger RNA of Oryzias latipes (Japanese medaka), 7811 nucleotides long. RefSeq names its product SAM and SH3 domain containing 1a (gene sash1a). Gene Ontology annotation, molecular function: protein binding. The record is from RefSeq and is a predicted model, not a curated record. NCBI's taxonomy places the organism in Eukaryota, Metazoa, Chordata, Actinopteri, Beloniformes, Adrianichthyidae.